AUGGCCUCGAGAGACAGUUCCUCAAGCACCCCUACAUUGGAUGAUGUCGACGAUCAUGUUACAGUAAGAGCAGUCGAUCGGCGUAACAUUUACACAAGCACAGGUGGUACGGAGCAAAAUGUGAGUAGCUCCGAAAAUGUAGAAGACAAUGAUAAUCCACUACAAAGGAAGAAGAGAGCCAAGACAUUAGCUGUGUGGUUAGAAUUUAGGGAGGUGGUUCUCCCUGGUGGUAUAAGGAAGGAAGAGUGCAUUCAUUGUAAAACAAAGCUGAAAAUGACUGCCACUGGAAGCACUACACAAUUCAAUAGACAUUUGAAGAGUUCUCAGGGUGCCUUUACUGUCUUGCCUGCUCUACGAGGCCAAUUUGAUAUGCUUAAGAUGAGGGAGCUUAUUGCACAUUGGGUAUUGAUGCAUGAGCAUCCGUUUUCUAUUGUGAAGGCAGAGGGGUUGAACAAUAUGAUGAAGUACGGGAUUCCUCAAUGGACUCCGAUUUCCCGUAAUACUUGUAAGAAUGAUUGUAUAAAAGUGUUUGAAAAUGAGAGGCAGAAGUUGCAGACCAUAUUGAAGGGUAUUGAUGAUAAUUGGAAGUUGAAUAGACGGGUGUUGAACUUUAUUCAUUUCCCUCCUCCCCGUUCUGGUGUUGCCAUUGUUGAUGCAAUUUUCAAGUGUUUGAUAGAGUGGGGAAUUAAAGCUAAGGUCCACACGAUCUCGGUGGAUAAUGCUUCAAGUAAUGAUGUUGCAGUAAAAGUGUUGAAAGAUAAUUUCCAAGCUACGGGGAAGCUCAUAUGUGGGGGUAAGAUGUUUCAUCCUGAUAUUCAGCAGUGGCGAUUACCAUUUCGCAAGCUUAUUCUUGAUUACAAAACAUGGUGGAAUUCAAAAUAUGAUAUGUUGGCAACGAUAGUGAAAUUUAGACCUUUUUUUCCUUGUUUGAAGGAGAGGGAUUUGAGUUAUCAUUAUUGUCCCAAGGAGGAGGAUUGGGACAAAGUUGAGAAAAUUUGUUCAAUUUUAAAGGUGUUUACUGGUGCAACGAAUCUCAUAUUAGGGAGUGAUUAUCCGACAUCAAACUUGUUUCUAAAACAAGUUUGUACAAUCAAAAUUAUGUUGGAUAGUAAGAGUCAGGAUGAAGAUGAGUUUAUACAGUCCAUGAUUUGGAAAAUGAAAGAAAAGUUUGACAAAUAUUGGGGAGAAUGUAAUCUAUUAAUGGCAGUGGCUGCUGUUUUGGACCCCAGAUUGAAGAUGAGGGUGAUUCAAUGGUCGUUCCCCAAGAUGUAUCCUGAGCGUGAAGCGCGGGCAAAUAUUGAUGUUGUUCGAGAUGCCUUGUAUGAGGUAUAUAGGGAGUAUGCUGAUGCCAGUAAAGCAUUGACUGUUGCCCGUGCUUCUACAUCUAUAGGGGAUGGAGUUGAGGUUGUUGGUGAGGGGUCGGGGGUCAUGGCAGAGAGGGCGGAGGAUUAG
This is a messenger RNA of Pistacia vera, 1452 nucleotides long. RefSeq names its product zinc finger BED domain-containing protein RICESLEEPER 2-like. Gene Ontology annotation, molecular function: DNA binding. Lineage: Eukaryota; Viridiplantae; Streptophyta; Magnoliopsida; Sapindales; Anacardiaceae. The record is from RefSeq and is a predicted model, not a curated record. The transcript has 4 exons. Bases 1 to 1452 code for a protein of 483 amino acids.